Messenger RNA from Dibothriocephalus latus, 285 nucleotides. The record is from the annotation of a GenBank genome assembly. Lineage: Eukaryota; Metazoa; Platyhelminthes; Cestoda; Diphyllobothriidea; Diphyllobothriidae.
AGCGAAUCUUUUGCUGGGUUUACCUACCGGGACCAAGUAAUUCGCCACCUUGAGAAGCACGCUCCCCAUCUGAUAAUUCCAUUCCUGGAGCGCGUUAUCUUUAUGCCACACGAUUGGGACGAUGAAAUAGAGGAGAAUGAGGAGGCGAAGGAGGAAAUGGGCGGAAGCUUAAGGGUAUCAAAUCUUAACAGCAGCGGUGCUUCGUCUCAUACUCUGCACUCCAUCUCUCUUUCGGAUGACAUGACGAAUCACGCCAACGGAUCUUCCACUCCAGUACGUUUCUAA